UGAAAGGGGGAGGGGGAGUUGGCUGCGUUGGAACAGUCCUCCUCUAAUGAGCAGAUUUGAGAGACACCAGUGUAAGAGAGAGAGAGAGACAUCCAAACAUAUGGGGGAAUAAGAUGACGACGGAGAAAAAGACAUCAGCAUCAUACGAAAAUCAUUCCAACAACAUGACUGAGUCAAGGAGGAACAGAAGAAGGUAAAUCAGGAACAAUGAAUCUGGUUUUCCCACCUGCAAGCGAACCGGAGCACAGGAUUUUUAUACAGAUCUGAAAAGAGAGCUGAGAGGAAAGCAGAGACAGCCACAAAACAGUGCCCAGAUAAGGAAUUAAUCACAUCAGUUUGUUUGCGAUCAAGCUGCACGCUUAUCCUGUGCUGGCGAGAGAGUGCGUAUAUAUGCAUGUGAUCGUGUGUGGAUAGAGACUGCAUUGCUGCUAGCUGACAGCGACUGAAGCUUGCAGAAUCCAUCGCUUUUUUUCUGGUUUCUCUUGCACUCUGUCUCCCUGUGUGGCAUCAGUAUGUCGGGUGGAUUUGGUACAACAGUAGGUGAGCUCCUGGCAGAAAGGAUGCGAUUGUAAAUGCUACCUGCCUGCUUCAUCCAUCGGCCAUCACUCUGAAGACUCACAGGUUUCUAGGUGGAGCCUGGUGGUCUCAGCAACUGGGAGGGGAAGUGAAACAGCUCAAAGCCCCAGAGUGGGUGAGCAGGAGUGAGGGUAGGUGUGUGCUGGCACAGGGGCCCUCUGUGGAGGCAGGAACGAGGAGGGGGCCAGAGCACCAGAACCGAGAGAAUUGUUGCUGCGUUGGUAAUGACAGAACAAGACGCAUGGCUGGCGUGGUCUCACUUUCAUCACUGAUAAGCAGCUGCAGGAAAGCAAGCAACUUGUGAAUAAAAAGCUUCACUCCUGGAGGAGGAUGGUCUGAGAGGGCUCAAGCAGCUCCUGCCUAGUUUGACAGGAGGGGACUACUGCCCGGGAGGGCUCCUCUUUUUUUCUUUUAACUUUUCGCAUUGUUUUUAAGGCAACUAAAGGGAGCAUAUACGGGUCUUUUCCUUCCCCAGCGUUCCACCAACACCCCAGCCCCAUUUCCAAGUCUGAUUUUGUUUGGGUCUUACUUCCUUUUCUUUUUCUUUUCUUUUUGAGAUUUGGGGUAUUUGCCAAAACCUAUUUCAUGCAUGUCCACUGGGGGCAGGUUCAACUUUGAUGAUGGGGGAUCAUACUGUGGAGGGUGGGAAGAGGGAAAGGCCCAUGGCCAUGGCAUCUGCACAGGACCCAAGGGCCAAGGCGAGUACGCAGGCUCCUGGAGCCACGGCUUUGAGGUGGUGGGCAUCUAUACCUGGCCCAGUGGGAACACCUAUCAGGGGACAUGGGCGCAAGGUAAGCGCCAUGGAAUUGGAGUUGAAAACAAGGGCAAGUGGGUUUAUAAAGGUGAGUGGACACAUGGAUUUAAGGGACGCUAUGGUGUGCGGGAAAGCACAGGAACCAGUGGCAAAUACGAGGGUACAUGGAACAAUGGCCUACAAGAUGGAUAUGGAACGGAGACAUACUCUGAUGGAGGUACAUACCAGGGCCAAUGGGUGGGCGGCAUGCGGCAUGGAUACGGCGUACGGCAAAGCGUUCCAUACGGCAUGGCGGCCGUCAUCCGUUCACCUCUGCGUACCUCCAUAAACUCUCUGCGCUCCGAGCACAGCAAUGGCACAGCUCUGCUGACUGGCGAUCGGGCGCCUGUGGCUGGCGUGGGGGGCGGCGGUGUCCUAGCAGCGGGCAGCCCGGCCGUAUCCCGUGGAGGCUUCGUUCUGACGGCUCACAGUGAGGCAGAGCUAUUGAAGAACAAAAAGAAGGGCCUGUUCCGCCGCUCACUCCUGAGUGGUCUCAAGCUGCGAAAAUCUGAGUCCAAGAGCUCAUUAGCCAGCCAGAGGAGCAAGCAGAGUUCCUUCCGCAGUGAGGCCGGAAUGAGUACGGUGAGCUCCGCCGCAUCCGACAUCAACUCAACCAUCAGCCUAGGCGAAGGGGAAGGUGAGCUGCCAGUGGGCGAGGACGAUGUAGACGCCACUACCACCGAGAGUUAUGCCGGCGAAUGGAAAAACGACAAGAGGACAGGAUGCGGGGUGAGCCGGCGUUCGGACGGACUGCACUACCAGGGCGAGUGGUUGGGCAACAAGAGGCAUGGCUACGGAUGCACCACCUUUCCUGAUGGCACCAAAGAGGAGGGCAAAUACAAACAGAACGUGCUUGUCAGCGGAAAACGCAAGAACCUCAUCCCACUACGUGCCAGCAAGAUCCGCGAGAAAGUGGACAGAGCGGUCGAAACGGCGGACAAGGCUGCCGACAUUGCAAAGCAGAAGUCAGAGAUCGCGCUCUCAAGGACAGCUCACGCCAGAGGGAAAGCCGAUGCCGCGAUGACGGCAGCGCAGAAAGCCCAGGAAGACUGCAGGCUGGCCCGGAUCACCGCCAAAGAGUUCUCCCCCUCUUUCCAGCACCGAGGAAACAGAGUGGAGUGCCGGCGACCCAAACAGCAGAACUCGAGCGAGAACGACGUGGAAGUUAUCUCUAGUGGGACCGCGGAUAGCACUGAGCUCUAUAUGAAGGGCUCCACGCCCCCAGACCUUACCCCAGACGUGAGCCCCACUCCCAGUCGGCCCUCCACGCCUCCCCGAAGCCCAACCACCAAAUCUUCCCACCGCACCAAAAACGCCCGCUUUCUGCGACAAACUGCAGUGGACGAGGAGCGUGGAGGAACACAAGAGAUACAGGUGCUGAUGGAGGGGAGAGGUGGUGGUGGUUCGGGUGGAGGUGGAGAGUACCUGAGGGCUAACAGUUGGAGCGAGGACAAGCGUCCCUCCCGUGGGGGCAGUAGUAGAGGUGGUAGUCGGGGCAGCAGCCGCUCCACAACUCCUUCAGUGCAAGACGAGGUACGGGUUGGGGCGGCACGGGCCAACGGCCACAAGCACUCCUCCAAUCAUAAGCCUCGAGACCGCAGUUCCUCGAAUCACAAAACCCAACGGGAAAGGAGGACAGACGGACCCUCAUCUUCCUGGACAUCUCAACGGGUACAUGUAGACAGUUUGGCUCAUUCCCGUCUCUUAGAGCAGGAUGAGGAAAAACUGAGCAAUUACGAAAUGGAGAUGAGGCCGUUGCAGCCAAUGGACUCCCAUAUCUCCCAAAAGCCCUAUGGGCAUGGGGAGGAGUGGCACAGUCACUCAGAGUCCCGUGGACAUACACUACAGCGACGGGGUAAAAAUCGUGACCGGGAACAGGUUGUCCAGGAAGCCUCAGGGCCCAGGGACGCACAGGAGGGGCCGGCUCCGGACUCAGUGCGAAAGUUGGACAGUCUACGAGUGGGGGAAAAGCUAGAGGCUCGGCCCCUCCGUAGGGACCUCACACUCUCACCCCCACAGAAAUCCCCACCUAUUGCACUAGAGCACGACGAUGAGAAUCAGUCUCAGCUCAAAGUGAACUCGGGCUCCAACUCUAUUCUGGUAGUCAUGGUGAUUUUGCUCAACAUUGGAGUCGCCAUUUUGUUUGUCCAUUUUUUUAUUUAAACUCUGCAUUGCCUAUCAAUUCCUCUUGUCCAGCUACACUAUUAUGAAAUCAAUACUAGUGUCAUCACAACUGAUCUGGUUCCGGCCCGUUUUUUAAACAAACGACCAGUGUACUUCUAUUGAAGUUACAGCAUGGACGGAGGAAGGCAACGACACAAAACUGGGCUCAGCAGUUCUGUCUGCUUUUCUGUCUCCAAAGAGCUCGUUUUGAUUUCUUAAUUUCUUUUUCUUUUCUUUUUUUAUCUGAAAUUGUUACAAGCAUCCUUUUGAACUUCUAGUUUUAUCCUAUGUAUUCAUUCACUCAUUAAUGAUGUUAUAAAUUGAUAUACUUGUUUCUCUUUUUUUAUUUCAUAUUCCUUACUUGCCUUUUUCUUGACAGUGCUGGUGGCUUUUUUCGGUUUUCGUUUGGGUUGUGUUUGGGUGUUGGACUCAUUUGAACUGUGGCUUUGGUGAGGGAGGGUGUGCAAGGUGGCGUAAGGGUGAAGGGCGACCGCCAUCAACAUCUUUUCGGGUGACGGCAGCGUUACACAGCUAUGAUGUCAACAGGUUCAAAGUGAUGGGAAACGGCCCCUGUCUAACCCCACCCGCCUCCCUCGCGCACCUCUCCUAAGCAUUGCUUAUGUUUUUCCAUGUCCUCGUUUUUUUUCACUCAUUGGAAUAACACGCCAAGUGCUCCUCUCAUUUCCUGUACACCUCCAUUUUCCUUCUUUGUGGUACGUAAACUACCAGCAGACUCCAGAAUGUCAUGGUGGGCCUGAAAUGAGAAUUAAAGACAUUUCUUAAUUAUUAAUUACAAUGGACCUAAAACGAGUCUACAAAGCUUUUUGAUGUCUAAACACCUUCGAAUUUGCCUAAAAAUGUUGCAUAUGUCGAAAAGAAGUCGGCUAAACAAGUACAACCAAAGUGGGUUAGUAAAAGUUCAAGUCUGGUAAUCACAAAGACACAGCGCCACCAGCGUUUCAGCAUCUGCAACAUUUGUACUCUGGCGAAUCUGACCUAUAUGCAUUUGGAAAAAUUCCCAGAUCCAGAAGUUAUACGAUCUGAAAAGGCUUCAUCAUUAAUCUUGCUCCAAAUGAAACUUGGAA
This is a messenger RNA of Sinocyclocheilus anshuiensis, 4617 nucleotides long. RefSeq names its product junctophilin-3-like. The transcript has 5 exons. Bases 1166 to 3532 code for a protein of 788 amino acids. Gene Ontology annotation, biological process: regulation of synaptic plasticity. Gene Ontology annotation, cellular component: plasma membrane; endoplasmic reticulum membrane; junctional membrane complex. The record is from RefSeq and is a predicted model, not a curated record. NCBI's taxonomy places the organism in Eukaryota, Metazoa, Chordata, Actinopteri, Cypriniformes, Cyprinidae.